This is a messenger RNA of Sipha flava (yellow sugarcane aphid), 2138 nucleotides long. RefSeq names its product ATP-binding cassette sub-family G member 4-like. The transcript is spliced from 13 exons. Bases 330 to 2138 code for a protein of 602 amino acids. Gene Ontology annotation, molecular function: ATP hydrolysis activity; ATP binding; ABC-type transporter activity. Lineage: Eukaryota; Metazoa; Arthropoda; Insecta; Hemiptera; Aphididae. Gene Ontology annotation, cellular component: plasma membrane. The record is from RefSeq and is a predicted model, not a curated record.
CCGGCGUGCGGACAGUGACGGACCGGGAACGCGGUCGACGGGUUCGCGCGUGGCCGUUCGUUGUGGCGUCCGUCGCGAGUAACGGACGAACGUGGCGAUAAGUUUCACGUUCACGCCGCCUGCGCCGAGUGCGUACUCGACGGGAACGAGACGGCGUAGCGGAGGACGGCCCCGCGCGUUAGCCUAACCGGGGCAACGCCUUGGAGUGCCGACACUGUUCCCGUGCGAGACCGGUUUCGCUACCGGACCGUCCCGAACAACCGGCGUGCGGCCGCGGCAAGCCGACGAGCUGGACUGAUAACUUACUGCUCCCGGUGGCCAAACUCGACAUGGAAUUUAAUCGGGUCCUGUCAAACCAAGGACUGGACCUAAGGUUUGACGAUUUAACGUACAGAGUAAACGCUUGGACGGACGCGUUCAAAAUAGAGAAGAAAAUUAUUCUCCAAGGCGUGAGCGGCACGUUUAACCGGAGUCAAUUAUGUGCUAUUAUCGGAUGUUCUGGCUCUGGAAAAUCAUCUCUGUUAAAUGCAUUAUCUGGUUACAAGACUAACGGAUGUACAGGAACAAUACUGAUAAAUAAUAAACCUCAAGAUUUGAAAUUUUUUAAGAAACAAUCAUGUUACAUAAUGCAAGAAGACCAACUCCAUUUGCAAUUAACAGUCAUAGAAUCUAUGAUUUUUGCAUCAAAAUUAAAAUGUUUCACUUUCUCUUUGGACGCAAGCCAACUUAAAAUAAUAGAUUAUAUUUUGGAAAGUCUAAACUUAUUUAAAGUUCAAAAUACAAUAACAAAGCAUUUAUCUGGUGGUGAACGUAAAAAAUUAUCAAUCGCAUUAGAACUCAUUCAUAAUCCAAGCAUAAUGUUUUUUGAUGAACCUACUAGUGGAUUGGAUAGUUCUUCAGCAAAUCAAGUAUUGAAUACAUUAAAAGAUCUUGCCAAUUCGGGUCGUACCAUUAUUUGUACUAUACACCAGGCUACUUCUUCUCAGUUAAAGAUAUUUGAUGACCUUUAUGUACUUACGCCAUCUGGUCAUUGUAUAUAUCAUGGUAUGACAUCAAAUCUAUUGGACUAUCUAGCCGUUCAAGGUUUACGAUGCCCUUUGUACCACAACACUGCAGACUACAUUAUUGAAAUAAGUCUUGGAGAAUACGGAGAUCAUGUUGAAAAAUUAGUGAAAUAUAUUAAUAAUGGGAAGUCAAUAGAAUGGUUGAAAAAUACUAAAAUGGAAGUGCUAGUCAAAGAAAAUCAAUCCAAAAUAGAAAAUACUAGUGAUGAAUUUAAAGACAAGACAUUUACAAGACAUAAUUAUCAAAAACUAAUUCAAUUUAUUAUCUUAUUGCAUAGGUGUACAGUUAAAACAUUAAGAGAAAAAUUUGUCGUUACAAGAUUGUUGGUACAUAUUAUUGUUAGCGCUGUAUACGGAUGGAUAUACUUUGAUGUUGGCAUUAAUGCAUCAUAUAUUCAUGAUAACCUUAUGUUAUUGUUUUUCAGUUUACUGUUUAUAAUGUAUACCGCUAGCUCUUCAAUGAUAAUCAACUUUCCCUUGGAAAUUCCAAUACUUUCCAAAGAAUAUUUUAAUCAAUGGUAUUCAUUAGCAUCAUAUUAUCUAAGUUAUACAAUUGUAGAUUUUCCAAUUCAGGUUGCAUGUACGUUUUUGUAUUGUGUUAUACUGUACUAUUUCACUGGACAACCACUUGAAUGGUCACGAUUUGGUAUGUACAUGCUGAUGAUGUUAAUGGUUGGAUUAUUGUCCCAGACUAUUGGCAUGUUAAUGGGUACACUGUUCAGUGAUUUAAGAUUCAGCACUAUUUUAACAAGCUUUUUGCUCAUGCCGUGGAUGAUGUUCGGAGGUAUUUUCAUUAGAAUAUCUGAUACGCCAGAGAUUUUUCGAUGGCUGUUUGACAUUUCCUUCAUGAAACAUGCCAUGGAAGGUAUAGUGCAUUGUAUUUAUGGCUGGGAUCGUCCCAAAUUGAAUUGUUCUAAAAUAUACUGUUACAACUCACUACCGUCACAUAUAUUAAAAGACUUGGACAUGUCAGUCAACAAAUAUUGGUUCAAUUUUUUAGCAGUCAGUGCUAUUUAUUUACUACUGAAAGUGGUCACUUAUCUAGUUUUGAAAGAGAAAUUAAAAAUCCACUGA